Rubroshorea leprosula is the source of this 743-nucleotide messenger RNA. The record is from the annotation of a GenBank genome assembly. Lineage: Eukaryota; Viridiplantae; Streptophyta; Magnoliopsida; Malvales; Dipterocarpaceae.
UUAUUAUUAUUAUUAUUAUUCCAUAACUUGUAAAAACCUGCAGCCAGCAGUAAUUGAUGACAAAUGCCUUCUAAAAUUGCAUCUAAUUCUCACUUCCCUUAGAAAUCUUAACUCAGCAAACAGCUAGACAUCGGCCCAACAAAAGAGGAAAGCAAAAGAAUAAUAAUAAACACAAACAUGGAUAAAAGUUGUAUUUUGGAGAAGGAAUGUAGACAUUAUCCAUGUUGUUUUAAUUUGGUGGUUGGUCUCUUACCACUUCUGGUGCCUAAUGGCUGCGUGAAAGCAAGCUAGUUAUUGAGUUUCAAAGGGUAGACCGACCCGUUUGGUACAAGUUAAUGAGGAGCCGGUCCCAAGCCCGGAUAAAGGAGGAGGGUUUUCCUGUAUUGGGUCAGAAUUAUACGAUAGGGAAUGAUUCCAUUUUCCAAAUACGACUCAAGUCUCACAACAUAAAAUGCAUGGGAGCACAUCAUCUAGUCAAUGGCAUGUUAUGGACAAGUAAACUGUAAUGGAAUGACUUAUGGCAGCUACGAGUGUUUGUGGAAAAGAAAUGUGGGCGCGCAUGCCUACAAUACCUUUUGCAGCAAGCACCCUUAACACGGAAAGUAAUGGUGUGAAAUUGAAAUGUAUCAAAAUUAUUUGCAAAGUGAAGUGCUAAUUGGGGGUUGCGGCUUUUAAUAAAAUAUUGAAUGCCCAUUUUCUUGACACUUUACAGCGAGAAUUGGAGCUGCAUUUCUAUGUUUAAC